Molecule: messenger RNA, 234 nt
Organism: Eimeria necatrix
Lineage: Eukaryota; Apicomplexa; Conoidasida; Eucoccidiorida; Eimeriidae
Exons: 2
Coding region: 1-234 (77 amino acids)
Source: RefSeq, a predicted model, not a curated record
AUGCCAGCAAUACCCGCACUACCCCUAGCAGCAGUAGCAGCAACAGCAGCAGCAGCUGCUGCUGCUGCUGCACCCUCAACGGGCGCCCCAGCGCAACAGCAAGAGCCUUCACAGCUUCUGCGCGGGAGGUUUGCUUCGUGCUGCAGCGACUCACACACCGGGGCAGCAGCAGCGACGGCAGCAGCAGCAAUAGUGCAAAUUCCGCGCUUUGUCUCAAAAUUUGGGAGAACUUGA